AAACCGGAAAAGGGUUGCGUACGCACCUGUAGUAGGGAAAUUAAUUUAAAUUAACGCUACUUUUAUUUCUUUACUUCUUAAUUUAACUGUUACGCAUAAAGCCUUUAGUAUUUAGUAUAGUGUCUAUCUGACGAGCAUAACAAAGUACAGAAACGAUAUUAAAGUACGUAAUACGACGGGGAGAUUUGAUGAAGCAGAAUGUCAAAAGCACAUUUGAGGAAAAAGGAGUCCACUUCCAGCAAAAUAUCCGACGUGCCAGCAGAAGUAUCUCCUCCGCCCACCACGAACACCGAAAGCCUAGACGACGUAUGGCCCGAAUGGAACGACGGGGACGUCUACAGGGAGAAAUGGGACUCGGCCAAAGUGCCAGAUGAUCCAAAGGCCGCGGCCAAGGCUCCUGUUUCAAACCUGUUCUUUGAGGAUCCAGAGGGAAAAAUUACCCUUCCACCUACUUUGAACGUGCACUACUGGAGGCGCCCAAUAGAGUUUCUUGCCAACAUGACUCCCACAGUAGUGGAGAAUACAAUGACCUUUGAUCUGGUAACCUCCAAUCAACAUUUGCUUUGCAGUGAGGUGAUGAGGUGGAUUAUCAGUGAGAUUUACAUCAUUUGGAAAGUCUUUCACAACCCUGAAGCGCCAGAGCAUCAUGGUUGGAAACCUUGGGAACACAUCUACUCGCUCUGCAAGCCGGGGAAAGGUCACGUGCCGCACUUUAACAUCUAUGGGAAAUAUCUGGUUCGACUUUUUUGGAUGGGUUGCUGGAGGAAGAUAUUGGUUGAUGAUUCCAUGCCCUUCGACAUGAACCACAAUCUGCUGCUCCCGGCGUCCAGCUGUCGGUCCGAGCUGUGGCCCAUGCUCUUGGCCAAGGCGCUCAUUAAAGUAAUGAACACAAGGACUCUCAGUGGAGACGUCAACAGAAAUAAAAUGGCGCAGCUCUCCGACGAAGUAGGCGAGUUUAACUUCAUCCACCACCUUACCGGAUGGAUCCCGGAAAUCAGUCCCAUAAACUACGUGUGCCGUAGAAAAACCUGGGAGUUCUUACAAGGCAGCAUCCCGGAAUUCAUGCACAAAAGCCCCGAAAAACAGCAGCAGAAAAAGUCGAAAAGGAUUUCUUCCCACAGCGAUCACAGGAGCCAACGGGAUAUGGACAAAGUUAAAACCAAAUUGGUGGUGUGCGCCAGCUUCUAUCCCAAUCAGCUACGUGACGAUCCCUUUACUUACACAAAAAUGGCCGAUUCCUCAGAAACCCUCCGUCGCUAUAACCUCUGUUAUAGCCACAGCCACAUCGUCUUGUUGACCCAGACCCGAACCUGCUCCUUGGAGGUACCGACCCAACCUCCGCCUGAACCGCCGUGGAAACUGAUCCGCAAGCAAAAAAAGAAGCCUGUGAUCACCGAUGAACCACAGUUUAUUCCUUUGCCCGAACCAGAAGAGUUCAUUGGUGUUGCCAGCCCCUUCAUCGACCAGUGCGUUAAGAGCCCGCCAAGCCCCACGACAGAGCGGGUGGACAAGAAGCAGCCCCCGUUGGAGCCCAUCCCUGAGGGAUCGGAGAACGAAGGCCGGGAGGCUCAGGAUCCGGAAGCCACUGAAACUGAUGUCAACUGUGAAACCAUCGUUGAGGAAGUCGAGGUUCCUGCAGAGGACAAGAAGAAGGACGAUGACGCUGUCUCCGUUGAUCUGCCCUCUAGUGUAAUAAAAGAACCCAUAGUCAAACCCAUAUUACCAGAAGUUUGGAUGGAAUUGGAGGACUUUCCAAAAUGUUUCUGUCGCUUGUGGGUUUUCCAUAACCCAGACACGUACCCACACCAAUCGCAGAAGUCUCAUCUGAAGUGUUCCUAUGCGCGAGGGACUUACUACUUUUGCGUGGACAGCCUGCAUCCUUCUCAGAUUCUCAUCAGUUUUUCUGGCCUGCUUCGCUGGGCAGGACUGGACAAAUUUGGGAAAAUCAGCGUGGUCGCGGAACAAGUUAAAUUCGCAUCUCAAGCUCGUUGCCCCGCCCUUCUCCAGGCUGCACCGUUCCACUGGAAGAGCAGACAAUGUCAGCAACCUAUAGUUACCAUUGAGACCAAUUGCUCCAAAGCCACCAUACUUAACCUACCCUCAGGGCGCCAUGUUUUGUCCUUCCACACGUACGCAGAGCUGGCCUACCAUGUGCACCUGUUUAGCAAAACACCUUUCUCCUUUGGCGACGAGGAAACCAUCAUGUCGCUCUGUACCAAGGAAAGUCUUCGUUUCUGUGAGAUGUCAAAAUCAAUAAUGCGAGCUUUGUCCAAAUUGGUGAUUUCCUUUCACGACCGACACGGCCACAAGCCUCAAAUAAGACACAGCCUGGAGGAGGCUUACAGUCCCAAUCAAGGCCCGUUGGAAAACUGGCAAGCCGAAAAGGUUUUCAGCUUGGCUGUCUAUCAUGUUCUGUCCGACGCCCUGGGCAGGGAAAUGACCCCGCAGGAGCGCUUUGCUGUGAUGGCCCUCACUGCUGACCCUACACUGCUGAGUAGGGCACGAAGGCCACGCUUCUAUGCAUUUUGUGAAGAGUUAAAAACCCCCGCAACAUGGAUUGACAGGCUUCCAACAAAGGAGGAGGUCAACGCAGCGAUUGUUCUGCAGGCUGCAUUCAAGGGACACUUGGUGCGAGAUGUUCUCAAACACUCCAGAACUGGCACAAUGGAGAGCCUCCAUACGUCCCCAGUGCUUUUAGAAAUGUGGUCCAAGGUGGAAUGUGACAUGGAGAACAACGGCUUCUCCUUGCUCCGGUACAUGUUCGAGCUCUCCGACAGGGAAACCAUAGUCUACCCAUGUCAGCUGGAUGAAUGGACCAAAGUGGUCUUCACCGACUACUCUGUCAUCCUCCCGGACAAGGCCAACUCUUGGAUCCUGGUCUUCAGAGAGGUGUUCUUUUUCACUAAGGAGACACUGCUGUUACCAAUGGUCUACAGUCCAGUGCCGUAUUCUCGGCUUCACGUCAUUAAUAACGACACCGGAGAAGAGCUGAGCAAGCUCAUCACAAGAGUCCCGCCGCUUCUUUAUCAACCUAAUGAGCUCGGUUACACUUUUGUCGCUGAGGUCCUCACACCUGAGUUGCCACCCAUUGAUGCCAGAUGGACAUUGCGCUUGAUCGCCACAAGAGAGCCUCUUCCACAGUUGUCCCAUGAGCUGCCACUCAACACAUUUGCCGUGCAGGAAUUCCAAGAUUAUUAUCUUCCCAACAUAAACAAUAUUAUAUGUGGCUAUACGGUCAAAGUGACUGUGCCUCUCCUCGGCACCAUUCACUUUCAGACAUCGAGCCGUUACGUCAAGAUACGUCUGUCAAUCCUGGAGAAAGAGACGGUCGUGGCCAGCGCCACCGGGCAAGGCCACGUCAUCAUUCCAGUGGCCAACUUCCUGCCCAAUGAGGAGGUGGAGGAAGAAGAAGAGGAGGAGCCAAUAGCUCCCAGUGGCGCAGUAGAAGAGAACCAACACACGCCCCCGGCCCAGGAGGACGAGAUCAAGGCGUUGUUAGACGACAGCCAGGAUGAAGAAGAGGAGAGCAGUACGUCGGGGAAAUCAGACUGCGAAGAUGACCACUUGCCGCCGCCCACCAAGCCGCCGGAUUACAGAUAUGUUGUGAGGGCAGAGGUGCUGUAUAACAGCUGGGAUUUGAAUGAGUCCCAGUUGGCUUUUGCCCAUCUGCUCAGUUUCAAAGAAACCCAAGUCUAUUUUCCGGAGGACUUGACGGAAUCCACCUCUGACGUGUCGGGAAGCGACGAGCCCAUCCCUGAAACACCGAAAGUCACUCGAAAAAGCGAAGAUAGCAAGAAGGCAGUCAGCUCCCCAACUGUCUCUCAGGAAGAAAUGGGCCUUGACCUGACUAAGGCCAACUACACGCUGCUUGUGGCUGUCGACACAAACGAAGCAGAAAGCAUCAUGGUGAAGAAGGACAGUGAGCGAAUCGAGCAAAUCAAAGCUAUUAAAAGAGCCUGGGAGGCGGCUGAACCGGGCCGCGCUGCCAAGGCAUGGCAAUUACGUCUAAACUGGCUCAGUCAAUUCUACCAGAACAAGGAUGGUGAGGUUCCAACUCCAGAGCCAGAAAUCAUUGAGUUUGAGGAAGGCUACAGUCCCAUUCCACCCAAUGCUCCCAAUAUACCAAUUGAAGAAAUGUUGAGCAUCGUUGUACCUCCCUUAGACUACAUGCCGUUCAUCAGCUCUCUUCAGGUCAUUGACCAGCUCCUGCCGUGCCCCACGAGGAGAGAUUUUACAUGGAGCCCCCUUCCGAGAAGGAAAACUGAUCACCCAGUCUUCCUGGACCCCGAAAUGGAGGAGAACCAGCGGAAAGAACGCCUAGAGAAGAUCCAGGCCUACCAGCUGGAGCGCGAUAUUCUAGUAGAGGAGCGCCGUCAGAAAGCCGCCAUCAGGAGAGAACGAAUGAAAGCUAUUCUCAUGCUUUAUGAGAAGCAACAGAUGGCAAUGGUUGACGGGCAGCAGAAAUUCACGGACAUGCAGAUGCAUCAAAAUCAGAAAUCCAACGACACUCGCAAAUGGCUUAACAACCGCAUAAGAAGGAGAGAAGAUAAAAAUUUGGAUGAAUCCUAAACAGGCAGCUCAAAACUUGACCUGCAAACAAAAUCUUGCUCGGCCACAUGCAAGUCUGUUUGAAUUUGAACACUUCAGCUUAGAGCUGUUGGCUGCGGUUCCUUACGAAGAAGUGAAUCCAUCACUUGUCUGUGGACAAGAACUGAAUUAACUAGACCAAAAUUUAAGCCGGGCAGAAACAAUGUGCCAAAUUAACAACAAAUGGACUUCACAACACUAAGUCAGUGCUGACUAACCAAUGUGCAUGUGUGUCAAUAGCACAAAUAUUAAACCAAAAUACUUGAUUUAAAGGGAACCGCGGAUCGAAAGACUUGUAACUGAAACGUUAUUAUGAGUGAAAAUAAUUUUAUAUUAAAACACCUGUUGAUGUUUCCGUUUUUAUACAAUUUGUAAAAUUAGUUGAACUAUAGUAGAUCGCCAUUGAUGUUGAAGUCGCAGGGCGGUGAUGUCACUGGGUUACGCUGCCGGGCUUUCAGAGUAUGACUCUAGCGACAUAAACAUGUCAUCUGUUCAGCCCUUUCAAUUUGAACCCAAGAGAAACAUUAAUGAGCAUUAUAGCACUAUCGAUAUUUCACAAAACAAGCAGCAAAAGCAGAAUGAACAGGAAAGACUGGAUGAGACGUGACAAGAGUAGGACAAAAUCGGUUUUCUGCCAAAAUGUGCUACACUGGCGAGACGUCUACAAGAGUUGAAUUUGACAACCAAAGUACUACCAUGCGCUUUCAGCUUGUUUUGUUUGUUUGCAUACGGACAGAACAUACUAUAGAUGCCUCAAGAAAAUACUCAAACAUAGUCAUAUCAAAUAAGGUUGGUUUAAAUACGCUACGUGACUAAUGUGGUCAACAGAUCAACAAUCUGCUUUAAAGCUACCACAAGAAAACACAAUGCUUCAAAGUAUGAGAGGGAAACACAUGCAAAAAGUAUUUUGAGGCAAUGAAAAGGUAAGAAAAGACUCAAUAAAAACACAAAUAGUAAGUACUCGCCGCUUUUAACUAAUGUGCGCAUGUGUUGGACGUAGGAAAGAAUUGCAGAAUACCGCUAGUUACAGUGACAAACUACUUCAUCACUCCGAGCUUCCAUUAUAUGCAUAAAAAAUGGCGCCCUCCUUAGGUCAAAACAUAUACUAAAUAGUAUAGAUUUUUAAAUCAAUGGCAAUAUUUUAUGUGUUUAUAAUAACAUAUUUUAGUAGAAGAGACUAAUUGUGGCUUAUUAGAGCCUACAAGUCUUUAAGUCUGCGAUUCCCUUUAAAUGGUUGUUGUUCUUCAACCACUCAUGAAUUAUUUUUUGCCAUUGUACAUAAUGAUUAAAUAGUAACUUGCUAUUUCAAAAAAAUCCUGUGAAAAUUUUAUUAUUUUUCCCCCCUACAAUUCGUAUCCACUCAGAACAAAUGAAAAAAGUAUUCAUUUUACAUCGAGAUUUUCAGCCUCGCAUUUUCCAUUCAUACACGCAUGAUAAUAUUCUGCAAAGCAUUUGUCUUCUUGAAGGUCACUGUAUUGAUCAAAGGCCCAAAGGCAUGCUGGGUACACACAACCUCCCGCCAGCUCAUGAUUGAUUGAUUGAUUGGUCGAUUAUUAGAUUUGUGUGAAAACAAAUCCCCCGUUCUCAAUGCCAAAAAAGAGAAACUUAUUUAAAAUAAAAUAAAAAUUGACACGAAUAUUGCAAUUUUAAAGCUGAUUAAAUGAUAUAUUGCUACUUCAAAUCUUGAUGCAAAAAGUGAUGCUUCAGAAUGAAUGUGAUAACAGUGCCAUCUAGUGGUUAUGAAUAUUACCAAACUAUCUGGCUGCACUGUGCUUCCUUCCAGAGAACAGAUGUUUCCAUUUUGAGCAUCUGUAGGAGGUUAUAAUGUGAAAUGUGCAGUCAUCCUCAACAAUUGCACUCAUUUAUGAAAACAUUUGAUCUGAGUGCUGCUCAUACUCACGUAAAAUAGAGAGACAUCAUUGUUCCAUGUACAGAAAUGAACGUGUUUGUUGGGCCUUUCGUCUGCGUCGUUCCAGCUUGAUGUGUAUUCCACUCCACUCUGUCAGGCCUCAUUGAUUCCACUGCCAUUUCUUCCCGUUCUGGCAAAGAGCAUUGCCUCGUCACUGCUCCUUCUUUGCCCAACACAAUAUUUGUUUUGUUUUUUUCCAAUCUAAACCUGUGUGUUUCCUUCUCACAGGGUGCACAAGGAGCCGUGGCAGCGUUGUUGUCAGGAGGGAUUAUUACCCUUGCGACGUAAUUGGCUAUAUUAAUGGAGAGGCUGUUUCAUAAUUGGCGGCUGUUGGCGCGACGCAAAGAUGAGAGACAAAAGGAUCGUGCAACCUUGAAAGCAAAGCUACAUGUGAGUUGACUUUCCACAACUAAUAAGAAAAUAUUGGAUUCUUCAAUGGAGCCACAUAGUAGGAUGAUGCAAUUAAGGGGAACUGGAUACACAUUCCCUGAGUGGUGGUGGGAUGGUGGUGGCUCUUUUAUUCACUUUUCAUUUGGGAGAUAAUAAUUCAAGACCGGCUUAAUCGAUUUAGUUCUACGUGCGCUGUAAAGGACGGUCUACCUUUCAGGAAUUUCCUGGCUUUCCAGAGAGGUUCACGUUAUCCUCAGUCAGUCUUUAGUCGUGCUAAUGUCUGCAAUGGUUCACUUUUGUAUAGCCUUAUAAUCAACGGCGUAGGUUUGCGUAGGGACAGUAGGGACAUGAUAAUACCAACUUUUCAAGAUGCUCAAAUUGUCCCCACCAACUUUUAAGCAACCUUAUUUGUUGCUUUUAUUUAUUAUAUGUGUUCAGAUAUAUAGGUCAUUUAGAGUGUCUUCCCAUAUGUUUUAAGGAUAGAAUUGACCCUACCGUUAUUAAGUGAAUUACUUUCUUGCAUUGACCCCUUUUCACUUGCUGAAUCUGCCAGUCAAUGUUUUUUUUCUUUUUUUUUUUUUUUUCUUUUUUUUUUUUUUUUUAUCAAACGGACAUUUGAUUAGCUGAUGACCUGACCCCCUUCCCUCCCACACACACUCAACCUCAGCCCCGGCACAAAUAUAACAUGCCGCCUCCUCCGCCCCCUUCAAAGACAAGGAAUAUUAGUUGUUUUUUUCCGUCAGCAGCAGCCAUUGUAAGUAAUGUAAAAAGACGUCAGUGUUGUGGAGGUGGGGAACACACCACUAAUUUUGCUCCUGAAAAUCUUAAGACAAAUGUUUAUUUUUGGCAUAACUGGAUAACUAAGAGAUUAUUAACAGGUUUGUAUUUAUUGUGUCUGUUAAUAUAAUUUAUGUUAAAAUAUUGCAAUUUAAAUUUGCCAAUAAAAUCCAAUUAUUCUGGAAGUUUUCAAAAUGUUUCUUUAGUAGGUUUUGAAAACAAAGGUUUGAAUCGAAUGGUGUAUCACCUGAACCAAUACAUAUGCACUGCAAAAAUAAACCUUCUUAAAACUAGUUAAAAAGUUCCCUUUUUUUCCAGUGUAAAUCUACUAGAAAUAAGUGAAAAUAUCUGCCAGUGCUUCAAGAAAAUUUUGCUCACUUAGAUUUCUUUAAACUAGUCUUUAACACUCAAAAGAAGAUGGAAAAAUUAUUUGGCCUAUUUAAGAAAAAUUAUGAGACUAAGGCGUUAUAAAUUUGCAGUGUGAAAGUUAGAAUAAUCCAGAUUUAUUUUGCAUUGAUCAUUUAGCCCAGGGGUCCCCAAACUACGGCCUGCGGGCCGGAUACGGCCCGCCUCCAUAUUUGGUCCGGCCCCCUGAACAAUAAUUUUUUUGUUUUGUUUUUUUUGCAGUAGUGUUAUUUAUUUCCUGGCUUUUUUUCUGUGAAGAACCCAGAGAGGGUUAUUUGGUUAUUAUCUAUUUAAUUAAUAGUGUUAUUAUUAUUUAUUAUUAUAUUAUAUUAUUAUUGUUAUUACAUAUAUUUUUUUUCAAUUUACUUUUGUUCCAUGAAGAAUCCAGAAAGGGUUAUUUGAUUGUGGCUUUCUGAUAAACAAAUUUUUACAUUUAGGCUCGUCACACCUUUUCUGUUACAAACUGACCCCGGCCCCUCAUCAGAGAAGGGAAAAGUUAUGUGGCCCUCACAGGAAAAAGUUUGGGGACCCCUGAUUUAGCCUAUCAAUGAAAAAUUUGUAUUCGUGAGAAAUGUAGCUCUGACCCCCAUUCACCCAAUCUGUUUGGUUUUAUUAAUGUCCCGUCCCCAGCAAAAAGUGUACACGCAUGCUAUGCUGUUAUAUCGUCCCUACCAAUAUUGAGACCAAACCUACACCCUUGCUUGUAAUGCUUUUCGAAAGUACAGUGGUACCUCAACAUACGAUCGCUUCGACACACGAUCUUUUCGACAUCCGAUGUAAAUUUUGACUCGCCAUUUGUUUCUACAUCCGACGACAUGCUCGAAAUACGAUGAUUUAUCGCAGCGCUGCAGUUUCUUUGUUUUCCAGCAAGACUGACGGACACACGGCGUAUUUUCUUGUGAGAGAAAUCAGCAUGGGUUCCAAGAGGGGUUAGCGCAGGUGGUGAAAAAAGGAAAAAGGUGAUGCUUACCAUUGAAAUUAAAAUGGAAAUGAUAGAAAAAUAUGAGCGUCGUGUGCGCAUCCGUGAACUGGCUCGACAAUACGGCCGUAGAAUGUGUACGAUCUCGACGGUGCUCCACCGACCUCCGUUCACCAGUCUAAAAGUUAAGGUGACAAUUAUUAUUGUGGUAACUUCGCCAAAGAAACUGCCAGCUUCGUCAGGUUUUUAAUCAUUUAUUUCAGAACUUGUGCAACACAACACGCCUACUGUCCGCAGCAGUUGACGCUAACAAUAAAAGAACAUUAAAGGAGAAAGUAAAAUCACUACCGCACGCUGUAUCUCACUGUCACGUCAGCCACAGGGUGCGUUCAGGUACAGCACGAAAAAACACAUCCGCCACAUUAGAACCCGAUUCGUUACACAAUUUUUUUUUUUUUUUUUUUUUUUGCUAAUUUAGCAAUUACAUUUUUUGUUGAUGCUUUUAAUUAAUGACAAAAUUGAAAUUCACAAAAACAUUUUGGAUUACUUAAAUUCUUAAAUUCUUUAUUAAAGUUCAAAUAAACACGUAAAUAAUAAUAAUACUAGGUCAAAUGCUGAUAGCAUUAACUAGUGCAAAAGAAUGGAAUGCAAACAGAUUCAGAACACUGACUUCGCCUUUCCAACUUGAUUCAAAACAAUUCUUAAAUAUCUAGCAUUAUUACUAUAGUAUACUACUAUAUACCGUAUAAUAGUAGUAUAAUAAUUAUUCAUUGCCAAUCAGAUUUUUCAUAAAGGGUGUCAUUUUAAAGAUACUCUUAGUGUAGAAUCUGAAUUCUGAAGUAUGUGGUAAUAACUCCACAAAUCGUUGAUUAUAUGACAAAAAUGACGUGCUCUUAUUUUGAAAUGUUCACCGGAAGUACAUUCGCUAAACCGCUAACUGUAAGGUUUAGACUCCGCAAAAAAAGCACUUUUCGUUGUUGCGUGUGGUGUCGGUAAUACAUUUUGUUUUUUCAUUUUUUUUGUUUGCAAAUGCUGUUAACCAUUGAUUUUUCAUGUUUGAACUGUCACCUUUGAUGCACAAGUUGGCGUUUUGGAGAAGACUGCCAAUGUUUUAUAGCCGGCUAAAGUAGGUUGUCUUUUUCUCCCCAUUAGCCUCAAUGUAGCAAUGCUAACGUUUACAGCAGUGGUCUCCAAACUAUUCCAAAUUGGGCCGCAGUGGGGGCAGGAUAUCACUCCAACAAAACAAGACCACACCUUUUCACCAAUCUGGUGUUUUAUAAGUGUAAUCAGUUGAUUGUAGU
Messenger RNA from Corythoichthys intestinalis (scribbled pipefish), 10288 nucleotides. RefSeq names its product androglobin (gene adgb). NCBI's taxonomy places the organism in Eukaryota, Metazoa, Chordata, Actinopteri, Syngnathiformes, Syngnathidae. The transcript is spliced from 37 exons. Bases 199 to 4569 code for a protein of 1456 amino acids. The record is from RefSeq and is a predicted model, not a curated record. Gene Ontology annotation, molecular function: calcium-dependent cysteine-type endopeptidase activity; protein binding. Gene Ontology annotation, biological process: proteolysis.